Poecilia latipinna (sailfin molly) is the source of this 1079-nucleotide messenger RNA. It is a transcript of the gene fam204a, whose product is annotated as family with sequence similarity 204 member A. The record is from RefSeq and is a predicted model, not a curated record. The coding region runs from base 150 to 710 and encodes 186 amino acids. NCBI's taxonomy places the organism in Eukaryota, Metazoa, Chordata, Actinopteri, Cyprinodontiformes, Poeciliidae. The transcript has 5 exons.
AAUGAGGGCGUUCACGGCAAAACGUCACAAUGUUUACCCGGAAACGAGUGCCUGUGUUAAACUGUUAUGUAGUUUCAGGAUUUCCCGGAGUUUUUCACUGAGUAAAGCUGAAUAUUUUGUAUAUUUUGUGUUUAAAUGAGUGACUCGAUAUGUAUAGCGGACUGUUACCCAAAGAUUUAACAGAAGACGAUCUCAGUCCAGACGAGGAGGAGAAGGAUGAACCAGAAAACGAUGUUGUCGAGAAUCUUUCUGCUGGAAAUUUAAGCCAUGUUGCUGAAAACACAGGCUUUCCGGAUGAUGGUGAAUCCACACAGACUGGGAACGAAGUCGACGAUGAUUCCAGGACAUGCAGCAUGCCUGGAAUAUCCGAGGAGAUGUGGCAGAAAUUUCAGGUGCUCCGGAAAAAGAAAGAUGAAAUUAAGACAACAAAAAUCCACGAAAGAAGAAAAAGAAGACGCAAAAAAGAAAGAAAAUGCGAGGAACCUACAGAGGACAGGCAGCGACAGGACGGCCGGGAGAAGCACUGGAAGGAGCUGAAGCAGUAUUUCGGUGUGAACGAUCGAUUUCAACCCCCUGCCUGCUCCAAGCCGCCUCCGAAGUCCGGCCUGGAAAAGAGCAUGGAGGAGGCCGUCGCUGAAGGGGACAUUGCAAAGGCGGAGGAGAUGAGCGACAGACUCGCCAGUCGAGAGGUACGUUCAGCAGAUAGAUAAGCCAUCUUUGGGCUGCGCCCGCUGUGACAAAUCAAGCUAAUGGAUCCGUGGCCAUUUUCUGCUGCAAAGACAGAGAGGAACAAAAACACACGCAGACAUCCGCCGCUCAGUCCCGCAGCCCUUUUCCUAUUGAGUUAAUGGAAAGCCCUCCCCUUAGUUUUGAAGUGCUGCAGUGUCUAAAGGACUUUUGGCUCUGCUUUUUAAUGAACGGCUGCAUUGCUUUCAAGCCAACUGUUAAAUCAUUCUGCAGGUAAGAGUUUCAUACCUUUGAAGUGUGCGUGUCCCUAAAUGCACUGCCUGAAGUUUUACUGGGGCUGGCGUCGGAGAUCGAGUGGCUUGGAAGUAAUUUAGCAUAAAAUGUAACGCACA